AUGUUAAAAGAGAGAUCCCAAGAGGUUACUAAGUUUCCACGUAAUAAAAUUUUGGUUGCAUUCAGCAAAUAUGAGAAACAUGAGAAAGAAGUAGUUCUCAAAAGUGUAUUUGGUGAGUUGUCCAAGGAUACUUUUGGGAAUGAACAGAAAAUCCUGAAAGGUCUAACCUGGAAAACCAAAUACUAUACGUUGGUAUAUGAUCUGUAUAUCGAUGAGUAUGAAAGUUUGAAGGACUGGCUUGCUGAUUUGAAAAGCGAUGAGUACAUCGAAUUGAGAGACGUCCUUGCAGGAAUAAUGGUCUUUGAUAAAUUUACCGACACACUGCAAUUUCAAGAUAUUUCGCAGAUACUAGAGACUCCAGAGCUUGAGAAGUGCUUCAAAAUUUGUUGCAACGUUGACAAACAUGCCGAUGGGCUAGGAAUGAGUAAAAUCAAUGAUGAAUUUGCCCAACGUCUGACAACUUUGGAAGUCGUCAACUGGAGCACCUGCGAUGAGCUUGACGAAUACGGUGAAAAGAACGGCAAGGCAAGAAUUAAAGAAAUCAUAGACACACACGAUUGGUCUGCGUGUAGCGUACCACUCGAAUUGGCUAAUUCAAAUGACAUUCCAGCUGGAGAUACCGAAGCUGAGGAUGACCUUAAUAUAGAAGUGAUCUUGAGAAAAUUGCAACAGGCUCGUUUGCGCUUUGCCAGCCAGGAGCUUGAUGAAAAGGACGCAUCCACUUUGGCUGAAGAAGUAGCCGGUGAAAUAAUGAAAUAUGUUUGA
This is a messenger RNA of Zygotorulaspora mrakii, 765 nucleotides long. RefSeq names its product Irc6p (gene IRC6). Gene Ontology annotation, molecular function: protein-macromolecule adaptor activity. Gene Ontology annotation, biological process: vesicle-mediated transport. The transcript has a single exon. Lineage: Eukaryota; Fungi; Ascomycota; Saccharomycetes; Saccharomycetales; Saccharomycetaceae. The coding region runs from base 1 to 765 and encodes 254 amino acids. The record is from RefSeq and is a predicted model, not a curated record.